Molecule: messenger RNA, 1819 nt
Organism: Brassica oleracea var. oleracea
Lineage: Eukaryota; Viridiplantae; Streptophyta; Magnoliopsida; Brassicales; Brassicaceae
Product: FBD-associated F-box protein At3g49020-like
Molecular function (GO): protein binding
Source: RefSeq, a predicted model, not a curated record
UAGGUUAAUCAGUUUGGUUCCUCGCUUUUCGUUUGAUUCGGUUUGAUUGUAAACCCAAAAGAAAAGCGGUCGGUUUCAGUAUCCUCUUUCACUUGACUUCUCGUCUUCCUUGUCUCCAGAUUCUUUCUACUUUUUUCACUGUUGUUUCUCCGUUUGUUUUCCUUUUUCUCUUGCGGCUCGCUCAUCCUUUUACUACUAAACACAAUUGACGACAUCUCUAAGCUUUAGCCAGAUUCGUGUGUAGGCUGUGUUAUGUGUUUGUCUUUGCGUUCGGAGCGCAUCUUAAUCUGAAGGAAUUAUUGUUUGUUUCUGUUCACGGAAAUGGAACGAAAACGCAUAUAUUGUCUUAUGGUAUGAAUGAGGAUAGGAUCAGUGAGUUGCCUGAAGCUUUGCUCCUGCAUAUAUUGUCUUAUGUUCCAACAAAAGAUGUCAUAGCAACGAGUGUUUUGUCCAAACGGUGGAGAUCUCUUUGGAAGAUGGUGCCAAAGCUCGAGUUUGAAUUUGAUAUGGAACAUGUCUCUUCAGAGGCUGUUUACAGGUCGCUGAUUUUGCAUAAAGCUCCAGUUCUGGAAAGUUUGCAUUUGGACAUCGAAGAUACAAAAGGUCGUUCGGAUAUUGGUUUCUUGAUUGGAAUUGCAUUUUCACGCCAUGUGCGUGAAUUGGUGUUGCAUCUCUUCCGUGAGGAUCAAGAGACAGUAAAGUUUCCAAGUGUAUUGUGUAGCUACAACAAUACACUCGAGGUAUUAAACUUCCCUUCUCGGGUUUGUUUCAAUGCCCCUAGAAAGCUGCAUCUUUACUACGUGGAAUUCAAAGAUGAAGAAUCUGUUUGCAACCUUUUUUCUGGCUGCCCUAGGCUUCAAGAUUUGGUUGUGAAACGAUAUAGCAAUGCAAAUGUGGAGACUUACUCUAUUGCAGUGCCAUCACUGCAGAGGCUAACCAUAGAAGAGGAUUGUAGCACAGAUGUAAAUGAUGGAGGCUAUGUGAUUAAUGCACCAUCUUUGAAGUACUUGAGCAUCGAAUGCCUCGGUUUUAUUGACUUCUGUCUAAUUGAGAAUGCGCCAGAGCUGGUGGAAGCAAAUAUCAAAAAUGUUUCUCAUAUAGCCAAUGAGAACAUCAUUGCAUCUCUAACUUCACCCAAAUGUCUUUCCUUUCACUUACCCUUAGAGAUUAAGUGUCCUACUGGUAGCAUCUUCUAUCAGCUGGUCUCUUUGGAGCUGCAUAUAAAUGAAAUAAAUGGGUGGAAUCUACUUUCCUUCAUGCUCGAUAGCUCUCCUAAAUUGCAAAUCCUCAAGCUCUUUGGUUCAUAUCGUUAUCGUGAACGUUCUCCAGUGAGCUGGGAAUGGACUCAGCCGAAAUGUGUACCAAAAUGUCUGUUGCUUCAUCUGGAGACAUUGGUGUGGACAAGAUACGGAUGGCAACGAGAAGAUGAGAAACAAGUGGCCACUUACAUCCUCAAGAAUGCUAAACAGUUGAAGAAAGCAACUUUCUACCCAACAUGCGUCGGGGCCGAACAGCUGGAAAAGUUGGAAAAGAGGCGAGAGAUGCUCAACGAGUUGGCUAGUGUGGCCAGAGGGUCGACCUCAUGUCACCUUUUGUUCGAAUCCAAAUGAUCUCUAGAAUGUUUACUGCUGUUUUGGCAAAUGGGAAAUCCUCAAACUUCUUGAAUCUUUCAAAAAGUCUAGUGGAUUGUUAAGUGGUAAGAGUCUGGUGCAUUUUGAUGAUUAAACGUUGUUGGGUUGUUGGUAAAGACUGUUGUGACAUCUAUUUAAGCUUUUGGUAAUUUGGAAAUGGAACUGAGGCUGAUGUCAAAAUUCAUUGC